Messenger RNA from Fusarium coffeatum, 1266 nucleotides. RefSeq lists its product as uncharacterized. The record is from RefSeq and is a predicted model, not a curated record. Lineage: Eukaryota; Fungi; Ascomycota; Sordariomycetes; Hypocreales; Nectriaceae. Gene Ontology annotation, cellular component: cytosol; COP9 signalosome. The transcript has 2 exons. Bases 1 to 1266 code for a protein of 421 amino acids.
AUGGCGUCAAACCCUCAAGUCGCAGAUGCUAUAUCGAAAGCUGAAUCUGCUUCCGGCGAAAAAGCCCCGGUCUACGAGCAGUUUCUACCAAACCUCAAGAAUCUCUCGCCUCCACCCACCGCCGACGAUCUCAAUGCUAUCGUCGACUCUUUCUUCGGCCAGGCGCUCGGCGUCGUAGCCACACGAACACUUCUCGCAUCUUUCAUCGCGACACUUCGAGAGUUACCGAACGAGGAUGACCUGUGGAUCGAGGUUGGAAACUGCACGCUCGACACCAUUGCCGCUCAGCCUUCGUCAUCAUCUUUCGUCGAUGCCGGUGCCACACUCCGAGAGCUCAUUGCUACUGCCCACGAGAAGAAUGAAGACUUCCUCGAUGCCGCCAAAACACUCGCCGAUAUCCCACUAGAUAGCUCCCAGCGCAAGGUCACCGACGAGGAGAAGGCGCGAACAUGGGUCCGGAUCGUACGAAACUACCUCGAGGUGGACGACUCUACUGCCGCCGAGAUGUAUAUCAAUAAGCUCAAGAACAUAAUGCACUCAGUCUCUGAUCAAGAACUGAACCUGCACUUUAAGCUGUCGCAGGCUCGUAUUCUUGAUGCUCAGCGUGACUUCUUGUCUGCAUCUCAGCGAUAUCACGAAAUCAGCUUCUUCCCCGCCAUCGACGAGGACGAUCGUGUGCACACCCUUAGCAUGGCUAUCAAGUGUGCUGUUCUGGCCCCCGCAGGUCCCAUGAGAAAUCGCACAUUGGGUCGUCUGUACAAGGACGAGCGCUCAUCUCAGCUGGAAGAGUUUGGUAUUUUGGAGAAGAUGUUCCUUGAUCGACUAUUGUCUCCUCAGGAAGUAGAAAAGUUUGCUGAGGGUCUGCAACCACAUCAGCUGGCGACAACGUCCGACGGAUCAACAGUACUUGCCAAGGCUGUUGUUGAACAUAACCUUCUCGGUGCCUCAAGACUAUACAGAAACAUUAGAUUCGAGGCCUUGGGAUCACUGUUGGGACUGGAUGCCGAUAAGGCGGAGGAAACUACAGCUCGUAUGAUCGAACAAGGCCGCCUGGUAGGUCGAAUGGACCAACUUGACAGAAUCGUGUACUUCGAGGGCGGUGAAGCCUCAGGAGAGAAGGGAAGUGGACGAGCUGAAGUUACCGUCGGCAAGGAAAUGCGAACAUGGGAUGCCAAUGUCCAAAGUCUGGCCGAGGAAGUGGAAAACGUCACCAACGCGCUGCAAAAGGAGUUUCCUGAAUUUGUUGCCGCAAACCGCAAGGAAUGA